CGCUCAGCGAGGCCCCCAAGGAGAUCUGACCUCAAUCAGCAUCGCAGAAUCGACAGACAGACACCCACAAAAUAUACCCAACCUCACCUCGAUUUUACGACUUGCGAAGCUCGAAUCAGCACUUCGUCCACUCCCGCUACCGCACCGUUGAGUACCGCUCCGGCCUACGCCUUGCACGGUUGACAGGGGUGUCUGCGGAGGCUUCGGUGGAGCUUCAGGAGCGGAAUAAUCUUCGCAUCAACCGCAACUACAUAACAUUGCAGCAACAAAAGCAAACGAAAGGGGUGCAGCCUAGGCUGAAUGAUUCAUCGGCAAUAAAGAGAGCUCCCUUGAGGACUCCUUUGCACAAUGACGGACCGGCCGCAUGGCGGUCAUCCACAGUCCAACAAUGAUGACCUACUUUUAGAUCUUGAGGACAAUCGCUCAUACUACUCCUCCGGCCAGCAACCUCCAGUCCGAGAUGAAGACCUCCUCCGCCGCUACAACAUUGAUGAUUCCGAGACGCCCCAUGAACCGCAGCCCCGCCCUUCCGUAUCAUAUGACGAUUUUGUAGGAGGUGGACCACAGCACGAGCGUGGAGGUCACGGACAAGGCUUACCAGGCGGACCAGAAACAUUACCAUAUUCUACUGGACGUAACCGACUAUACUCGCAGACGUCAGAUCUAAACAACUACCAGAGAUACUCCGAUCACGAAGGCCUGCACGACGACGAUCAAUCAAUGCGUGGAUACUAUGCCUCUGGAGGCAUCGACGACCCGGCUACUCCUCUCCCACAAGGCGUGCAUGAUGCGAGAAAUAGAAACAGUAUCUUGAGCUUGGGCGGCGGAAUGUUGGGCCGGGUGAAGAAUAUGGUCGGCAUGGGCCCGCAAUACUCUGAGAUGGACUUGCCGUUGACUGAAGCCGGCGCAAGAGCAACAAGAGGCGAUGCUGCACGCUCCUCGGGCGAUAGUCAAAACACAUCAACGAAGAAGAAUUCGUCGGGUGGAGGCUUCUUGUUUGGAUUUGGCCGAGGAAAAGUCGAUCCGUCCACUCUUGGGCCUCGCAUAAUACACCUGAACAAUCCUCCCGCCAAUCUGGAACUGAAAGCUGUCGACAAUCAUGUCUCGACAGCAAAGUACAGUGUCAUCACUUUCCUCCCCAAAUUCCUCCUCGAGCAGUUCUCCCAAUACGCCAACCUGUUUUUCUUAUUCACCGCAAUCUUACAACAGAUCCCCAAUGUCUCGCCAACGAACCGAUAUACGACAAUCGUACCUCUCGCAAUCGUGCUCACGGUCUCUGCUGUCAAGGAAUACGUCGAAGACUACAGGCGCAAAGCACAAGACAGCAUUUUGAACAAUUCGAAGACGCGGGUCCUGAAGGGGUCGAGCUUUCAGGAGACCAAGUGGCUGAACGUGAAAGUGGGAGAUAUCGUCAGGGUUGAUUCGGAGGAACCGUUCCCAGCAGAUCUGGUUCUGCUCGCCAGCUCCGAGCCUGAGGGUCUUUGUUAUAUCGAAACGGCCAAUCUUGACGGCGAAACAAAUCUAAAGAUCAAACAAGGAAUUCCGGAGAGUGCCGACCUCGUUAGCCCGGCUGAUCUCAGCCGUCUAAGUGGCAGGAUCCGAUCGGAACAGCCCAACAGCAGCCUGUACACGUACGAAGCGACGUUGACGAUACCUGUUGGGGGUGGGGAGAAGGAACUAUCACUGGCUCCAGAUCAGCUCCUUCUUAGAGGCGCAACCCUGCGCAACACACAGUGGAUCCACGGUGUAGUUGUUUUCACCGGCCACGAAACGAAGUUGAUGAGAAACGCCACCGCAACUCCUAUCAAGACGACUAAUGUGCAGAAGAUGGUCAACAAACAGGUCCUUAUGCUUGGUGUGGUUCUGAUCACACUGAGUAUCAUCAGUACUAUCGGAGACAUUAUAGUGCGCAGCACUGGGUUUGAGAAGCUCGAAUACCUGAACUAUCAACCGACCACAGUCACUGGCCAAGUUAAGCAAUUCUUCCUCGACAUAUUCACAUACUGGGUGCUUUACGCCAACUUGGUCCCACUAUCCUUGUUCGUUACGAUUGAGAUUGUCAAGCUCUACCUGGCUGGCCUCAUUAGCUCUGAUUUGGACAUGUUCUACGAGAAAACCAAUACUGCGGCGAAUUGUCGAACGUCUUCCCUGGUAGAAGAGCUCGGGCAGAUUGAAUACAUCUUCUCGGAUAAGACGGGCACAUUGACCUGUAAUCAAAUGGAGUUUAGACAGUGCACAAUUGGCGGGAUUCAAUACGGUGAAGACAUUCCAGAAGACAGGAGAGCCACAAUGGAAGACGGCGUCGAGAUUGGUAUCCACGACUUUAAGAAGUUGCAGGAGAAUAAGCGAGACCACCCAAGUAGGGAGCUCAUCAACCAAUUUCUAACCUUACUCGCCACCUGUCACACGGUCAUCCCCGAAAGAAAUGAGGAGAAAGACACGAUCAAGUACCAGGCAGCGUCUCCAGACGAGGGUGCUCUAGUAGAAGGCGCUGUUCAACUUGGAUACAGGUUUAUCGCUCGCAAGCCUCGUGCUGUAACCAUUACUGCGGAUGGAAGAGAGCAAGAAUACGAGCUUCUCGCUGUUUGCGAAUUCAACUCGACACGGAAGAGAAUGUCGACUAUCUUCAGAUGUCCCGAUGGCAAGAUUCGCGUGUACUGCAAGGGAGCCGAUACGGUCAUUCUUGAGCGUCUAUCAAAGGAUAAUUCAAUUGUGGAAACAACGUUGCAGCACCUAGAAGAAUACGCCGCGGACGGUCUGCGCACACUGUGUCUUGCGAUGCGCGAGGUGCCCGAGGACGAAUACAGGGAAUGGCACAGGGUCUUCAACACUGCCCAGACUACCGUCAGUGGUAACAGGGCAGAGGAGCUGGACAAGGCCGCCGAGCUCAUCGAACACGACCUCACCCUUCUGGGUGCAACUGCAAUUGAGGACAAGUUGCAAGAAGGUGUGCCGGACACCAUCCACACACUCCAGAACGCCGGGAUCAAAGUCUGGGUGCUGACCGGCGAUCGACAAGAGACCGCCAUCAACAUCGGCAUGAGUUGUAAAUUGGUCAGUGAGGACAUGACGCUACUGAUCAUCAACGAGGAGACUGCAGAAGCCACGAGGGACAACAUUUCGAAGAAACUGAAGGCUAUACAAUCUCAGAACAUGGGUGGUGCCGAGAUGGACGUCCUGGCGCUUGUCAUCGAUGGCAAGUCCUUGACGUACGCCCUGGAACGUGAUAUGGAGAAGAUGUUCUUGGACCUGGCCGUCAUGUGCAAGGCAGUCAUCUGUUGCCGCGUCUCGCCCCUGCAGAAGGCUCUUGUUGUGAAGCUGGUCAAGCGGCACCUGAAAGCCAUUCUGCUCGCGAUUGGCGAUGGUGCCAACGACGUGUCUAUGAUCCAAGCCGCGCAUGUCGGUGUCGGUAUCAGUGGUAUGGAGGGUCUUCAAGCAGCGCGUAGCGCCGACGUGGCCAUUGGGCAGUUUCGAUAUCUCCGCAAACUGCUGCUCGUGCACGGUGCGUGGAGCAACCAGCGCAUCAGCCGAGUGAUUCUGUUUUCGUUUUACAAGAACGUUGUGCUUUUCAUGACACAAUUCUGGUACUCCUUCCAGAACGCAUUCUCUGGACAGGUCAUCUACGAGUCGUGGAUCCUGUCCUUUUACAACGUCUUCUUCAGUUUCCUCCCCCCGUUCGCACUGGGUAUCUUUGACCAGUUCGUGUCUGCCCGACUGCUGGACAGAUAUCCACAGCUCUAUCAACUCACGCAAAAGGGCACGUUUUUCAAGAUGCACAGCUUCUGGUCCUGGAUGGCAAAUGGCUUCUAUCAUUCGCUCAUCAUCUACUUUGUCGGGCAAGCAAUCUGGCUGUGGGAUCUGCCGAUGGGCGACGGCCGUGUGGCAGGGCAUUGGGUCUGGGGCGGAGCGCUCUACACGGCAGCCCUGCUCACCGUCCUCGGCAAAGCAGCGCUGGUCGUCAACACGUGGACAAAGUACACGCUCAUCGCGAUUCCCGGCAGUUUCAUCAUCUGGAUGGUGCUAUGGCCCAUCUACGCGACGGUGGCGCCGAUGAUUCCGUUCAGCGAGGAGUGGCACGGUGUGAUUCCGGUGCUCUUCAGCACGCCGGUCUACUGGGGCCUGAUCGUGGUCCUGCCCGUGCUCUGUCUGCUGCGAGACUACGCGUGGAAAUAUGCCAAACGCAUGUACUACCCACAGUCCUACCACCACGUGCAAGAGAUUCAGAAAUACAACAUCCAGGAUUACCGACCCAGAAUGGAGCAAUUCCAAAAAGCCAUCCGCAAGGUCCGCCAGGUGCAGCGCAUGCGCAAGCAACGCGGCUAUGCCUUUUCGCAGACGGACGAGUCGCAGGCUCGCGUGCUGCAGGCGUACGACACGACGCGCGAGCGCGGCCGGUACGGUGAGAUGCAGAGUUCGCGGCGCUGACUUGGCUGGCUUUAAAAAAAUUGCGUGGUGUUAAGUUUUUUUUUCGGGGGCACAAUAAUGUGCUAUAUGGACUUGCGUAUGUCUACAUAUCUAGUCUUUCCAAAGCCCGUUUGUUGUUUGUUUCUUUUUUGCAUGCUGGCAUUUUUGUCUCUCCGCGAGUGGGGGAGGUCGAGGGAGGAGGAGGGAAGAAGGGAAAGGGAAAGCGGGUUGUUUUGUUCCUUUGAAGCCAGACGACCCGGUGGUUUCUUAAAGUUGACAUUUGCUUGGUUUCUACGUACGUUGGGAAUGAGCGACGACCUGCGUGCGUGCCUGUGUGCGUGCCUGACAGUUACAGUGAUU
Messenger RNA from Pseudovirgaria hyperparasitica, 4764 nucleotides. Its product is annotated as putative phospholipid-transporting ATPase. The record is from RefSeq and is a predicted model, not a curated record. Gene Ontology annotation, molecular function: magnesium ion binding; ATP binding; ATP hydrolysis activity. Bases 349 to 4425 code for a protein of 1358 amino acids. Gene Ontology annotation, cellular component: plasma membrane. Lineage: Eukaryota; Fungi; Ascomycota; Dothideomycetes; Acrospermales; Acrospermaceae. Gene Ontology annotation, biological process: post-Golgi vesicle-mediated transport; intracellular protein transport; endocytic recycling. The transcript is spliced from 3 exons.